This is a messenger RNA of Marmota flaviventris (yellow-bellied marmot), 3251 nucleotides long. NCBI's taxonomy places the organism in Eukaryota, Metazoa, Chordata, Mammalia, Rodentia, Sciuridae. The record is from RefSeq and is a predicted model, not a curated record.
CAAAGAACUGGGGGUUGAGUCCCCAGGGGCCAGGGCGGGCCUGCUACCAGCAAUAAUGUGCCUUGUCUUACAGCUGCUGGAAAGGUGUAUCAGCAUAAGUUGCUGGAUGGUAUAAGGUCUGUUACAGGAUUGAAACUUGAUGCUAAUAAGCUGAGACCAUUCAUGAAAUAUAUGGGUUUUAAACCUGAGGAAAAGGAAUAUGAAGACCUGAUGAACAGUCUGCCUAUUGAUGAUAAGGGGAAUGUUAAUGUGGGUGCAGUAAUGGACAAAGGGGAUCUUUUUACUGGGACAAAGGUAUCUUCAGGUAAGGCAAAAACUUUCAUUAAAAAUGCAAGAAUUAAUCUCAAGAAGAAAGAAAUCCUGACACUGAAGGAGCAUCUACCAGUUGAUGAUAAAGGGAAGACUGAUUUAAAUGUGUUGAUGAAUGAAGUUAAAACGAUUACAGGAAAGAAGAUUCAUACUGGGGACCUAAAAAAUGUUCUGAAAAAAAUGGGAAUAGAAAUCACAAAUAAUGAAUACAAAAAGCUGCUGAAAACUCUGCCCAUUUCUGCUGAUAAAAAGAUUUUUGAGAAAGAAUUAAUGGAAGGUGUGAAAUCCUUCAGAGGAGGGAAGGUUGGUAUCUGUGACCUAAGAAAUGUUCUACAAAACACGGGGUUUUCUCUUGAACCCAAAGAAAUUAAGGACCUUCAGGCUCACAUACCAGUUACUGAAGAUGAAAAGGUUGAGUUAGAUGUGUUGAUGGAUGCAGCAAAACAUUUUAUGGGAAAAAAGGUUGAAACUAGUGACCUAAAAAAUGUGCUGGGAAACAUGGGAAUCCGGAUCACUGAAAAAGAACAGUUGAAACUGUUAAAAACUCUGCCCAUCUCUACAGAUGGCACAGUGUAUAUUAAAAGAUUACUGGAUGGUUUGAAGCCCCUCAAGGGAAAAAGAGUCCAUGUCAGUAAGCUGGAAACACUUCUGGAGAAUUUGGAACUCGAGCUUGAGGAAGAGGAAUAUGAGGACCUACUAAACCAUCUGCCAAUUGAUGAGAACAAAAGUGUUGGUUUAAAAGUGGUGAUGGAUGCAGCAAAAACUUUUACAGAAGAGAAGGCUGAUGUCAGUGAUCUGGGCAAAGUGCUGAGGAAAAUGGGGCUGAUACUCACCAAUGAGGAGCAAAAGAAGCUGCUGGAAACUCUGCCCACUAACAGUGGUGGAAAGAUAUAUAAGAAUGGAUUGCUAAAAGGUGUGAAAGCCCUUACUGGCCCACGAGUCAAAAUCAAAAAAGUGGAAUCUCUUUUGGAAAACAUGGGAAUUAAAAUCAAAGAUGAAGAACUUUGGGAACUAAUGACUGAACUAUCAACUGAUGAUAAUGGAACAGUUGAUCUGAAUGAUCUGAUGGAUACAGUCAGUUAUGUCAAGGGAGAGGUGAUUGAUGUCGAGAACUUAGACAACCUUUUAGCAAGUGAGGGGAUUGAGCUCACCGAAGGAGAAAUGAAGGAUCUGAUGCCUCUCUUGACAUUUAAUGGAAAUGGGAAGGUUACCGUGAAUUCAAUAAUGGAGGGCCUGAAGAAGUUUAGACCAAAAAGAACAGUGUCUCUACAGAAGCUGAUAAAAGCUCCCAGUUCUAUUAAAGACGGAGUCACUGGCCAAAUGGCAGUUUCAGAAGUUAAUCCAAAAUUUAAGCUAAAUCCUUUAAAAGUACCUGGGUUCCACAGCAAGAGGGAUAAUAAUUUACCAGAACAUCUUCAACACAAAGAAAAGUUGAGCCCUUCACAAAUAGAAGCCUUCCAUCAUGCCUACGACUUCUUCAGCAAGGAUAAAACUGGCUGUAUUGAUUUACAUGGAAUGAUGUGCACUUUAGCUAAAUUGGGAAUGAAUGUAACCAAGCAUGAUAUCUAUAAUGAAUUAAAAUGUGCUGAUAUUGAUCGAGACGGGAAGGUGAACUUCUCUGACUUCAUAAAGGUGCUAACAGAUAAGAACCGCUUCCUCAAAGCUGUUGUUCCAGAAAAGGAAACCUAUUUAGAUUUAACUGACAACCCGGGGAUCCUAUUAUUUGAAAUCCUAUCAAAGCUUGUAGAGACUUCAGCCCUACCCAGAAAGGCUAUAAUGGAAAUAGUAAGCUAUUUCCGAAGAAAAUUCCAGGAGGCCAGUGGAGAAAUAUUGUGGAAUCCCCAUUCUAGGGAAUAUGGAAAAAGGAGAUUUAUGCCAGAUAUAUGCACACCUCCAAGCUCAAGCACCGCUGCCUUUGCUAAUGCUGCUCGGGUUGCAAUAAUGAAAGAAAAGGAUUUAUUUAAAUUUCUUGAAGAGCUCAAAAGAUGCAAUUUCCAUUCAGAUAGCCCAUAUUCAAAAAUAUCCAUCUUUCCAUUGUUUCCUAAUGUGGAUGGGGUGGUGAUGGGAAAGCCAUUCAGAGACACACAAAAAUUAGAAAUGCUAAGGAGAAAGGAGCCUCUGAAUUUCUUUGAGGACUAUUUUUUCCAUAAAAGAGACUGGAAAAUACAGGCAGCAAACAUAAAGCCUGUGAACAUUUCUUCAAACUAUUCAGAUGACAUCCUUGCCAUCAAUCAAAUACUCAAGAAAAAGCACAGAUGGACAGUGGCUGAUGCAGCUGCUAUUAAACAGCAUGUAAAGAGAGCUACAGAAAACUAUAAUUUAGGAGUUGCCCUUGCACAUCGGAAAGAAAUGUUAAAUCUCUGGCAGAAGGUACGAGGGGAUCUGAUUGGAAUAGACACUAACAAUGAGUCCUUUUAUGACACCUUUUCUACUUAUACAUGGUCCUGGAAUGUUUGCCAAGAAUUACUUUCUCCUAAGGACUUACGGUUAUAUGAUGCCUACACCAAUAAAAAUUUCCCACUUAACUCCGGAUUCUCUUCCGCAUCGGAUGUCAGUGAAUGUGACAGAGAGACAGGAAGAAAAAGAAAACGGAAAGGUUUUAGAAUGUUUCAACAAUGAAAUUUCUACAUUUCCUAAACAACUCAUCAAAAACUACUUUUUCAGUUAUCAAAAUUAUGAUUUCUUGCUUUUGUCUAGUACAUUCUUAGCAGCUGGAAAUUUUGCCAUCUUUUGGAUUCUGACCAGUAAAAAUCUGUAAGUCAUAAAAUGGUUUCCUUUCCUAAAUCUUUGAUAAGUAGAUGCCACAGUUAGUUCCAGCUACACUCUGCUGCCCCCACCUGGCAUAAAACUGCCAGGGCCUCAGCAGGAAAGUUCAAAAAACAGUUAUUCCGCGGCUUGCUACCUUCCUCAGUUCUCCGGCUAUCAGCUCCACAGUGAGGCCA